UACUUAGACAUCCAUAACGUUUUCACCAAAUCAACUCUGCCAUUUCGUCGAUUGUCCUCCUCUUCCCUUGACGGUGCAAAGCAGCAUCUCCAUCGCAAUGGAUUACCACCGAAUCCACCCGGUGGGCGUCGGCUCGCCGGCGCCGGCGCCGGACAGCCAGCAGCAGGUCGGCAAGGGGAGGUCGACGGCGAGCUACGGUGAGAAGGAGCAGCUGCCGAUCACCGCGCCACGGCCGUACGCGCCGGCACCGCUGCCGCCGCCGCCGCCGCGGCGCAGGAGCCGCGGGCGGCGGUGCUGCCGGUGCGUGUGCUGGACGCUGCUCGCCGUACUCGUCCUCGCCGUGGCGCUGGGCGCCACGGCGGGCAUCCUGUACGCGGUGUUCAAGCCCAAGAUACCGGACUUCCACGUGGACCGGCUCACCGUGACGCGGUUCGACGUGAACGCGACGGCGGCGACGGUGAGCGACGCGUUCGAGGUGGAGGUGACGUCGACGAACCCGAACCGGCGGAUCGGGAUCUACUACGACGGCGGCGAGGUGACGGCGUCGUUCAACGGCACGGAGCUGUGCCGCGGCGGGUUCCCGGCGCUGUACCAGGGCCACCGGAGCACGGUGCGCCCCGUCAUCCUGCUCGCCGGCGAGACGCGGCUGGACAGCGCCGUGGCGCUGCAGCUGGCGCGGCAGCAGCAGGCCGGGUUCGUGCCGCUCACGGUGUGGGCGCGCGUGCCGAUCCGCAUCAAGUUCGGCGCCAUCAAGCUGUGGAAGAUGACCGGGAAGGCGACCUGCAACCUCGUCGUCGACAACCUCGUCGCCGGCAGGCAGAUCCGCAUCCGCUCCAACAGCUGCAGCUUCAAGCUCAAGGUCUGAUCGAGCUUUGUAGAGGCGUUGAUCCAUCUCCAUUUCUGUGAAUCCAUCCGUUGAGUUGAGAUUAGCAGGUGGUAGAGGCGUGUAUUUUUACAUUUUUACCAAUACUAGUUUCUGUGAAUCCAUCCGUUUUUGGAAGCUCUGCUACUCAGAUUAGGUUUAAUGUAUGAGCACCGAUGUAUAUAUGAAAAUGCAUACGCGAUGAAUUUCUUUGAAAAUGGCAAUAAAGAUGGCGAAUUUGUUCGUCUGGCAUGCCCCAA
Messenger RNA from Oryza sativa Japonica Group (Japanese rice), 1122 nucleotides. RefSeq names its product NDR1/HIN1-like protein 6. The record is from RefSeq and is a predicted model, not a curated record. Gene Ontology annotation, cellular component: plasma membrane. NCBI's taxonomy places the organism in Eukaryota, Viridiplantae, Streptophyta, Magnoliopsida, Poales, Poaceae.